AUACAAAAUACAUAUAAUCGUUCGUAUGUCUUAGAAUAUUUUAUUACAUCAAAUUGAUAUAAUACUCGACCAAAAAUGAGCCGAAAACCUGAUUUUUCGACAUUAAAAGUGGCAGCCAUUUUGAAUCUUUGUGACUUUGAAACAAGAUGAUGUAUAUCAAGUCAGUUGUGUCUCUGUGUGUCCUGGUUACACUAAUUAUUGCAGUCAAGGCACGGCCAAAACAGAAUAGCAAUGAGCAAGCAAUACAUCAAUAUACAUAUGGCCAUGCAGAGGAAAUGGGUACAGAAAGUAGUGAGGAAACAAGGGAGGUGAAACGACAUGUAUCACCUAUUCCUCCUCAUUGUGGCAUGAAGAAUUCUAAAGAUCGUCAAAAGCGGAUAGUAGGUGGAGAAGUUUCUCAACUUGGUGAAUGGCCAUGGCUAGUGAACAUGAGAUUGAACACAACUGUUUAUUGUGCUAGACUAGAACAGCAUUGUAACAGUCCUGGGCCAUUUGAAUUUUUAUGUGGUGGCUCAUUGAUACAUCCACAAUGGGUACUCACUGCAGCUCAUUGCAUAUUGAGUGAGGACACUAAACAUUGGAUGAUGAGAAUCGGGGAACACAACAUGUUAGAUGACACUGUUCCACAUGUUGAUGUCCCAGUAGAGAGGAUAUAUCUACAUCCAGAAUGGAAAGGGUGGGGAUCAUUUGACAUAGCAUUGGUGAAGCUAAGUGAAGCAGCUGUGCAUAAUGAGAAUGUCAAUGUUGUAUGUUUGCCUGAUGAGGAAGAUCUGAACAAAAUCAAACCAGGGAGACACUGUAUGUUAGCAGGAUGGGGCCUAACGAAGGAUAAGGAGUAUAAUGGCAGCAGAUCUGAAGUGGUAAAACAUAUGAGAGUCCCUAUUGUUGACCCUGAGAAGUGUAGUUGGACCAUAGGGGAUAGUUCAUUUAACUUUACACUAACAAUAGCUGAGAGUGAAAUCUGUGUUCAUGCAGACGAUACACUCAUUGGACCAUGUAAUGGUGAUUCAGGCAGUCCAAUGGUGUGCUAUGACGAGGAGGAUGAGACAUAUGUCCAGAUGGGGAUUGUUUCUAGGGGUCUAGGGAUAUGUGGAGAGGAGCCUGAAAUAUUCACCAAGAAGAAAUCCACUUACUUGGCUUCAUAUCCUGAGAAAGAAUGAGAUCUGAGAAAGCGUUUGCCUCGUGACUCUAUAUCUGUGAAAGAUUGUGUGGCGAUGGCCUGUAGCGUUGUACGAAGCAGUUUCAGGUCGCCACUUGCAUUAUCAUUCAUCACAUAGUCAUCACAUUCGUAACUGAAAGCAAGAACAUUUUAAUCAUUUAGUUUCUCAAAUUCAUGGAAAUACAAUACCUUCAUUUGUACAUGGGUCUUUAAAAAGGUACCAUUUGGAGGAGCACAUGGUCUCAGUCCAUAUAUUAUGAAAAUUUGGAAAUUUUUACCAUAAAUGGACAGAGUGGAUAAUUCCAUAGGUUUCCAUAUGGGACUUACUGGUCUCUAAAAGUACCAUGGUACAGCACAUGUUCCUCUAUUUAAAGGAUGCAUAUGCAAAAUGUAUAGAGUAAAUUGUGUAGGACUAGUUAUUUAUUGAUCAUCAGUGAUGAUUAGCAAUAUUAAAGGAAUUGACUAACUUACCAGUAGACAUAUUUCUCAUUCACUUCCAAAGCAAGAGGGUGCUGAAACAAGAGAACAAUCAAAAAAUUAGAUGCAACAUGAAUUGAGGAUUUUUAAACAUAAAUAACUUUGCCUAUGAAAGCUCCAUAACUAGUAUAAAAUAUUUCACUUUUUCAAAACUCAAAAAAGUAUCUAGGAAGUUCAGGUCAUAGUCAGGGACAUAACCAUGGUCUACAAAAAGGUGGGGCAAAUGACGUCAGAAGGAAUGACCAU
Molecule: messenger RNA, 1882 nt
Organism: Owenia fusiformis
Lineage: Eukaryota; Metazoa; Annelida; Polychaeta; Sabellida; Oweniidae
Source: the annotation of a GenBank genome assembly